Encephalitozoon cuniculi GB-M1 is the source of this 396-nucleotide messenger RNA. Its product is annotated as dynein light chain 1. Bases 1 to 396 code for a protein of 131 amino acids. NCBI's taxonomy places the organism in Eukaryota, Fungi, Microsporidia, Unikaryonidae. The transcript has a single exon. Gene Ontology annotation, cellular component: dynein complex. The record is from RefSeq and is marked provisional. Gene Ontology annotation, biological process: microtubule-based process.
AUGAGUAUGAAGAGUUCGAAAAGGGAAGAUACAAGUGAUAGCAGCUCCCGGGAUUCCGAGAAAACCUCCAAGACAACCGCGCAGGGAAGCCGGAGUGGAGGUAUUGUGGCUGGGCCAAAGGUAAUAGAACCCGUCUUCGAGCAGAGAGAAGCACUGGACGAGCAAAUAAAGAGCCAGAUAAUGCUUUCUUUAGCAACAUUCACUGACGAGACUCCCCCAACAAAGAUAUGCGAGACUCUAAAGAGCAUGCUUGACAGCAAGUUUGGAAAGGGCUGGUGUGUGUUUGCUGGAGGCCACUUUGCAGGAAGCUGCACAUUCGAGGAAAAGUACUUUGCACAAAUAUCGUUUGGUGUGUACUCAAUAACCAUAUUCAGAAUAUUUGUUCCGGGAAGCUAG